Molecule: messenger RNA, 2346 nt
Organism: Spathaspora passalidarum NRRL Y-27907
Lineage: Eukaryota; Fungi; Ascomycota; Pichiomycetes; Serinales; Debaryomycetaceae
Gene: TOP1
Product: DNA topoisomerase 1
Exons: 1
Coding region: 1-2346 (781 amino acids)
Biological process (GO): DNA topological change; DNA replication; chromosome segregation
Cellular component (GO): nucleolus; chromosome
Molecular function (GO): DNA topoisomerase type I (single strand cut, ATP-independent) activity; DNA binding
Source: RefSeq, a predicted model, not a curated record
AUGAGUUCCUCCGAGGAAGAUGAUAUUGUUCUCUCCAGAAUUCCAAAAAAGAGACACAUAAUAAGCGAAAUGACUCCUCCCACUUCGAUUGAUGAGGAUGAUAUUCCAUUGAAAAAUAGUGGAAAACGCAAAAACACUAUAGCUGAAGAUGACGACUAUGAAGAAGAUGUUCCAUUAGUCAAAAAGGCAAAAAAAGCGAAUGGCAGUGCUUUGAAAAAAGUGAAAAAGGAACCUAAAACUCCAAAGAAAACGCCGACUACACCUAAGGCAACCACCACUAAAGCUAAGGCCGCAGACAAGAAAACUACUCCUAAAGCAACACCAAAGAAGGAAACCAAAUCUGUUUCUGCCACUCCUAAAUCCCGUAAAGUGGCCAUCAAAGAGGAAUCAGUCAAACAAGAAACUCCAAUGCUGUCACAAGAGGAUGAAGAAAAAUACAAAUGGUGGGAAGCCCAAGAUUUGGACGGUGAGCAAAAGUGGGAAAGCCUUGAACACAAUGGUGUUAUGUUUCCUCCAGAAUAUGAACCCCUUCCUUCCCACGUUAAAUUAUACUAUGACGGUAAGCCAGUGAAUUUACCACUCCAAGCCGAAGAAGUAGCUGGUUUUUACGCAGCCAUGUUGGAAACUGAUCAUGCCAAGAAUCCAGUUUUCCAAAAGAAUUUCUUUGAUGAUUUCUGUCAAGUCUUGAAAGAAUGUGGAGGUUGUGGUGUUGACAUUAACGAUUUCACCAAGAUGGAUUUUUCGAAAAUGUAUGCCCAUUUUGAAAAAUUACGAGAAGAAAAGAAAUUAAUGAGCCGUGAAGAAAAGAAGCAAAUUAAGUUAGAAAAGGAACGCCUCGAAGAACCAUAUAAAACAUGUUAUUUGAAUGGACGUAAAGAGCUCGUUGGUAACUUCCGUAUUGAACCUCCUGGUUUGUUCCGAGGCCGUGGGGCCCAUCCUAAAACUGGUAAAUUGAAAAGAAGAGUUAAACCAGAAGAUGUCACCUUAAAUCUUGGUCGUGAUGUGAAAGUCCCUGAACCACCUGCUGGUCACAAAUGGGGAGAAAUUCGUCACGACAACACAGUCACCUGGUUGGCUAUGUGGAAGGAAAACAUUGCUGACUCAUUCAAGUAUGUUAGAUUUGCUGCUAGUUCUUCUGUCAAGGGUCAAUCUGACUUCAAGAAAUUCGAAACUGCAAGGAAUUUGAGAAACCACAUUGAUGCAAUUCGAAAGGAUUAUACCGAAAUGCUCAGGUCGGAAAAGAUGCAAGAUCGACAAAUGGCCACUGCUACUUAUCUUAUUGAUGUGUUUGCUCUUCGUGCUGGUGGUGAAAAGGGUGAAGAUGAAGCUGACACAGUAGGGUGUUGUUCAUUAAGAUUUGAACACAUUACAUUAAAACCACCAAACAAGGUUAUCUUUGACUUUUUGGGUAAGGAUUCUAUUCGUUUUUACCAAGAAGUUGAAGUUGAUAAGCAAGUAUUCAAAAAUUUAAGAAUAUUCAAAAAAGAACCUAAACAACCUGGCGAUGAUUUGUUUGAUCGUAUAAAUCCCCUGAUUUUAAAUAAGCAUUUCCAAAAUUAUAUGAAGGGAUUGACUGCUAAAGUGUUCCGUACUUACAAUGCAUCUAAAACCAUGCAAGAUCAAUUAGAUUUGAUUCCUAAUGAAGGUACAAUUGCCGAAAAGGUGGUUAAAUUUAAUGCUGCUAAUAGAACUGUUGCUAUUUUAUGUAAUCACCAGCGUUCCGUCAGUAAGAAUCAUGGAACUUCUGUUCAAAAAAUUAGUGAUAAAUUGAAAGAAUACAUGUGGCAAAAGAUUAGAUUAAAGAGAAUGAUUUUGGUGCUUGAACCGAAAUUAAGAAAGAAAGAUCCCGCCUAUUUUGAAGAGAUUGAUGAUUUAGUGAAAGAAGAUGAAGAGCAUAUUCACCAUACCAUAAUCAACAGACAACGGGAGCAAGUUAUGAAGAAGUUGCAACGUGAUAACGAAAAAUUGAAACUAGAAAAGAAACCCUUGCUUACUGAAAAGGAUGUGAAGGAUAAAUUGGAUAAAAUCGACGAAUUAGAAAAAGAGUAUCGUCAAGAGUUAAAGAAGGGCAAACCAGAAGUCAAAUCUAAUAUGACUGUCGAGAAAUUGAAACAACAAGUUGAAACCAUUGAAGCUAGAUAUGUUACAACUUCCUUACAAUUAAAGGAUAAGGAAGAUAACUCUGAAGUUUCUUUAGGUACGUCGAAGAUGAAUUAUAUUGAUCCAAGAUUAACGGUAAUGUUCUCGAAAAAGUAUGGUGUUCCUAUUGAGAAAUUGUUUACCAAAACUUUAAGAGAUAAGUUUAAAUGGGCAAUUGAAUCUGCAGAUGAAAACUGGAGAUUUUAA